GCCGCGGUCUCCCCGCGCGCCGUGUAGCUGGGGGCGUGGCGCAGCUCGGGCUCUCGGCUGUGGCUGGUAGUUGGCGUUGUAGCAACGGAAGGUAGCGGCGUAGCGGCUCCUCCGGGAGCUGGGGAGGCGGCGCGGGCCGAAGUGCCGCGGGGUGGCGCCGGGAGGUUCGGUGCGCGCCCUUCUCGGCGGUCGGUGGCGUCCCGAUGCGGGCGCCUCGUGGGCAGCCCGCCCUGGAGGAAUCUCUGCAGCGAUACCAGAGGCGGCUCCGAGAGCGUGCUAAUGAAAGUAUCCAUCAGCUGAAAUAUGCCUUGGAGGAAAGGCAUUUCACGGAGAAUAAGGAUAAAGUUGGAUUUGACCAGUCCUCUGUGGACAAGGGCAGUGAUGAUGUGGACAGAUGCAGUGACAACAGUGGCGAUCCACCCUGGGAGGAGCUACAGCACAGUCAUGCAGUUAAUCAACUUAAAAUUUUGUUACAACAUCAGGAGAAGAUGGAAAGUGAAGCCUCUCCAUCAAGGAGGAAGAUGCAAUUCCGAAAAACCCCAAAAGCUGCAACAGAAGACUUACCAGACCCUUCUGAUCUUAUUCCUAGAAUUAAUGAUCAGUCUCAGUACAUUAACCAUUUAGAAGCAGAAGUGAAGUUUUACAAGGAGGAGUUGUCUGAGAUGAAAGAUCAGGUUCGAGUAGUUAUACUUGAAAAUGAAAACCUCCAUCAGAAACUGAAAUUUUUGGCUGCAGAAUAUACCUCGGGAGAACAAGCUUUUCUAGAUACCUCAAACUCCAGGCAUAAUGACUUGAAGCUGCAUCAACCUUCUAUGUCAUCAUCAGCAUAUAACAGAGAUCCAGCUUUGGUUUCAAAAACUGUUGGAGAAGUAGAAAAAUGGCAUGUAGAACUGGAGAAACUAAAACUUCUUUAUCAGGAUAAAAUCAAUAUCUUGGAUGCCCAAGUACAAUCUCUAAGGAAACACCUUUCAGAAUCUCAGAAGACAUGUGAAGAUUUGGAAGCAAGGUUAAAACACCAGAAAUCACUUGUUUCAGCCACAAAUUCUAGUCGAGUUGGUGGUCUUUGUCUCAAAUGCGCACAGCAGGAGGCAAUUCUGGCACAGACGCAUUCUAAUGUUCACAUGCAGGCCAUUGAGAGAGUAACGAAAGAAAGAGAUGAUUUGAUGGAUGCACUUGUUUCAGUGAGGCGAAACAUGAAAGAGAUGCAGCAAAGAGAAUCUAAUGCAUAUGAGCAAGUUAAACAAGCUGUGCAAAUGACAGAAGAGGCCAAUUUAGAAAAAACAAAGGCUCUAGUUCAGUGUGAGCAACUGAAAAGUGAGAUGGAACGCCAGAAGAAUCGUCUUGAAAAGGAGCUAGCUGUCCAGCUCAAUAAGAGGACUGAAGAAAAAGAAGCUCUGCGGGAAGAAAUGAAGAAAGAAAGGGAGAACUUGGCAGCAAUGGUGACGGCCAUGUCUGAGAAUGUUGCCAUGUUAGAGGCUCAGGUAGAGAGAAUUACAAGGGAAAAGAAUUCUCUGGUUAACCAGUUAGAAGAAUCACAACAUCAGCUUGCAUCUCACGAAAUGGAGAUGAACAAGGUGUGUGGAGAAAUGCGCUAUCAGUUGAAUCAAACCAAAAUGAAGAAGGAUGAGGCAGAAAAGGAGCUCAGAGAGUACAGAACAAAAACUAUAAGGCAGCUUGAAAUUAAGGACCAGAAAAUAGAAAAACUGGGAUUAGAGCUGAAUGGAAACAAGCAGCGUUUGGAACAAGCCCAGCAGGAUGUGGCAGGAGCCAGAGAGGACUGCCUAAAACUGACAGAACUGCUGAGUAAAUCUGAGCACCAACUGCACCUCACCAGAUUGGAGAAAGAGAGCAUUCAGCGCAGCAUUAGCAAUGAAGCAAAGGCCCGAGCCCUUCAGGCCCAGCAAAGAGAGCAGGAGCUGACACAGAAGAUGCAGCAAAUGGAGGCCCAGCAUGAGAAAACUGUAAAUGAAUUGGACUCAUUGCUGACUUCCCAGAAAACAUUCAUAGGAAAAUUAAAGAAAGAAUGUUGUUUGUUGGCGAGCAAAUUGGAACAAAUGUCAGAAAAAUACAGAUCUAAAGUCAACCAGCUUAGUCAGGAAAAAGAGUAUCUUCAUGGCAGAUUGGAGAAGGUGCAGAAACGGAAUGAUGAAUUGGACCAACAGUGUAUCCAGCAUGGGAGAAUGCAUGAGAGGAUGAAGUCAAGGUUGCACCAGCUGGACAAGCACUGCCAGGCCACUGCCCAGCAGCUCGUGGAGCUCCUCAACAAACAGAAUCAGCUCUUCAAAGAGAAGCAGCUGCUGACAGAAGAAGUGCAGUUUCUGCGAACACAGGAAAAGAAAUGGGAUGCAGAUCUCAAACAGGACACAGAUGGAAUCAAAUAAAAACCUGGAUGGAUGAAGAAAAAUGAGAACAAGAUCUGCCCUGGUGUCCAUCAGUUUUACAGAAGUAGGUAUCUGUCCCAGUUUGUAAUCCCCCUGCAGACUGCGGUUGCCUGAGGGGCUGCUGCCAGCUGUGUCCCACCUGUGUGCACACAGCUAACAGGGCUGGGACCUUGGGUUACCACCAGCCAGAUCUGCCUUCUCCCUUGAACAUCUCCCCGUGCUCUCCAGAUUGUGCCAAUGAACCUGCCUCCUCGCUCAUUUGAGACGUCCUGUUUUACAGCAAGCCUGUGACUAAACCACUAUUCCUAAAAGGAAUAUAAAAUGUACUCAACCUUGAGUAUAUUCCCCCCCCCUCACUUCAUACAGGUACUUUUAGAGUUGCAGCUGUUCUGAGAUGUUCUUUGUCUUCUUAUGUCUGUUGUGGGGCCCCAGCAACAAGCACAGAGUUUGGAUGGGUUCCCAAGUGCUUUAGUUUGCCCUUUUUUUCAACUUAAGUGCUGAAGCUGCCCUUUGCACAGCCAUAAGAUGAGUAGCACUUCCAUCUUCGAUGUCGGAAUUGAUUUGGGCUGAUCCUUACAAGGUCCUCACUUCUUUCAGGAGUCUACUUGGUGGGGAGGAGGGCCUUAUUUUUUAGUGCAGUCUUAAUGUACAAAAAUGUGCUUCUGCCAGGUUUUUGUAAUAGCCAGUGACAUUCUGCAGACAAGGUGUGAUUUUUUGAGCAAUGAUGAGUUAGUUAACUAUGAAAGGAAGAGAGGGAGACAGCCAGCACAGCAUCUGAUGCCUGGCUGCCCUGAUAGGAAUGCUUCCAGUGCUGCAUCGUGUGAGCAUGGCCAGUUCCAUGAGCCUGCAGCUGUAGGCAGGAUCCACACCUCCUGCAAGGUGCCUGGCCAGGAGCACAGCAGUGCAGGGUGGGUGUAGUUUGUCAUCUUCUGUCUGGUGCUGGCCCUAUGUAGAGGGGUUAGUGCAGCACAGAGGAGGCUUCCUCUGAGCAGUCACUGAUACUGAGUUCAACCUCUAUGUCUUUCCCUGGAUUUUGCUCGUGUUGCAGCGCGCUGAUCACCACCGCAGGUAAUGUGGUGCAUGUAUUCUUGGAAAAAAAAAUACCAUGUUACUGUUUUUAAUUAAUUCUUUAAUGAACUGCAGCAUUAUAAAUCCUUUUUUAACUCUGCCUUCAUUACCUUAUCAAGUUUUGUUGUGUUUUUUAAAGAAAAACCCUUAAGUCCUCUAACAUAAAACCAGCUGAUGUGGAAAGUUUAUUUUUAUUUCUGAGGUCAUUUACAUCUCUUAGAAUUCAAAUUUCAGAACUCCAGUCACUUAAUUCUGGGUAUCCACCCCAGCUCCAGCAGAGCUUUAUCUCUCGGUCUUAAUGAAGUGCUGAAGUGCUACUGAGGAAGCACAAACAAUAGCUAUGCAAGAGCUUCAAAACUGUAUAUUAGCCUUCCCACCAGAGGUUUUCUAACAGCGUGCAGGCAGCUUCCUGUUUUGAUACAGCUGCCCACCCCAUAUACAGUCUGUACAAUUCACAGUAAACACUCUCUGGCACAACCCUGCCUCCUCCUUCCUGGAAGGAAGAAGGGGCAGGAUCUAAGACGUGCCCCAAAACAGCAGCUCAGUCAUUUACUGCUAAACACGAGUGAUGGCUAAAGCUCAGGGAGACCUUGUUUUUCAGAAAUCAAACAGCUCCUGCGCUUGUUACCUGGAAGAGUUCUGAUCUUAGAAAGAGGCAGGACAGCAGGCCCACAGGAAGCCAGGCUUCGGAACAGUGCUUGUUUACAAUUGCCACAUUCUUAACCAUUUAUGUAUUUCUCUUCUAAGCACUCACCCCCAGGCUGAAGUGACACAAACAAGAAGUGCAAGUAGCUCCAUACACACUACUUACGCUCCGCUCCCAUCUCUUUCUUCUUUCAGUUCUCCUCUGUACGCGCCUGAAACUUGGGCUUCUCUGAAGCUCACACAGAACCAUUUGCAGAGAAGCAGACGUGCUGCCUACCCUCACCUGCUUUGCAUUUGUUUUUAACUAUAGUGCCAUCAACAUACUGAAACGUUACUCCCCUACUGAACUUUCUAGGAAGACAUCUCAGACUUGCCUAAGACACUGCGAUCCAAUGUCAACAGCUGUGAUGGAGCACGUACUGGAUUCAUUAUUCCUACAAUUUUUAUAAAAUGUUUUUAUCUAUUUUUGUAAUACAGAUGUCUGUCUUAUUUCCCGAUGGCAGUCCCAAUAAAUUAGUUUAUUAAUUCUUUUUC
Messenger RNA from Tympanuchus pallidicinctus (lesser prairie-chicken), 4628 nucleotides. It is a transcript of the gene SDCCAG8, whose product is annotated as SHH signaling and ciliogenesis regulator SDCCAG8. The record is from RefSeq and is a predicted model, not a curated record. Gene Ontology annotation, cellular component: centrosome; centriole. NCBI's taxonomy places the organism in Eukaryota, Metazoa, Chordata, Aves, Galliformes, Phasianidae. The transcript has 19 exons. Bases 204 to 2381 code for a protein of 725 amino acids. Gene Ontology annotation, biological process: neuron migration; centrosome cycle; establishment of cell polarity.